AACCAAGAUAGGUUCAUGCGGGACUGGAUUCCUCACGAACACAAGUACCUGCAUGAAAUUAUUACUCUCGACGGCGCCCGAAAAUCAACAACGUGCAGCCGAUGCGGCGCAGGUGCAGUCACCUGGAGGUGUCUACUCUGUCUAGGGGUACCCGAAGGCUGCAAAGCAUGCAUCUCCCAAACCCACGCCCGACUCCCAUUCCAUGAAUUUGAGGAGUGGCGGGAGGAUCACUGGUCUUCUUCGGCUGCCAAGGAUUUAGGUAUUGUCCUGUUUAUGGGGCACAAUGGUCUGAAAUGUCCCCGCGCCGGGGUCGGCGGGGUCUUUGAGGCAGAAGAUGAGGACGAGGGAUUGGAUGCAGGCGAUGGCGAUGGCGGCGCCGAUGACAAACAGCGCGCCGAAGCUGACCGCAAGCGGCCCAAGACGGCGUGGAUGACUGUGGUUGACAUUUCCGGCGUCCACCGAUUACCGGCGCUGUGGUGUACUUGCCCUAACUCGGCGCCGAGGGACUUGCAACUCUUGCAAAUGCGUCUCUACCCGGCCUCUACACAGCGGCCCCGGACGGCGUUCACAUUUGCAGCCCUGCACGACUUCAUGAUUUCAAACCUCGAAAUGAAAGUUCCCGCCAAUGCUUACUUUCGCAAGCUGCGCUACGUCACAAAUGAGAUGAUGCCAGAUGACGUUCCUGAUCGUUACCGGGAGUUGGCUCGUUGUUACAGGCAAUGGAUCCGUUUGCGAACCCGUCAAGCCCACGGCCAUGGAUAUAACCAGCCAGCAGAAGAACAGGCCGUAGGCUCCAUGGCCCAUUUCUGCGUUGCCUGUCCCCAGCCUGGUAGAAACCUGGCGCCGGACUGGAAGACCUCUGGUCCAACAUGGCUAUAUUAUAGACAACUAGUGAUAGACGGCAACUUCAAACAAGUCAAUGUUCCAAUGCAACAUCCAGAAAAUGACGUUCAGCUUGCAGAUGGAAUGGGCUACACCGUAGAUCAAGCGAGGUAUGAAGAACAUCUGGCAAGUACGACAGACAAGCCAAUGCGAUCCAGCUGCAAUGACCAUCGGGCAGUAUCGUUGUCCAACCGGCGCAAGAAGAACUUGCGUGUCACAGGUCUGGUGGCCGUGGCAUGUGCUCGUCAUGGCUGUUUUCUGCCGAAUACUGUUGUUGAUUUGAAGCUUGGCGAAAAACAGUCCGUGGUGGACUUUGCCAUUUCCAUGGCAGGCAUGUCGGACGAAGAGUUGCUUGGAUUCAUUUUCAUAUAUGACAUCAUUUGCCAGUACUUCAUCCACUUUCGUCGGCGCUUUGGACAUUACCCGCACAUCGCAUUUCCUGAAGAUGUGGAUGUUGUACCCGCCAUUGGUUUAUUUCAUGUCCAUGGCCACAAGGAUGAAUGUGUUGCAAGAUACUCGCCCAACUACAUCAGAGGCAUGGGGAACAUCGACGGCGAAGUCUUGGAAACUCUAUGGGCAGUUUUGAAUGCUAUUGCCAAUAGCUUUCGCAACAUGUCGGCGUCUGGAAGAAAGGAUCUGAUGAAUGCCCAAAUGCGAUGGUCUAACUUGCGAAAGAUGUUAACAUGUGUGGAGUUGACUAUCAAGCGGUGGCGCAUGGCCUUGAAGCAUUUCGCGUCGGCGCAGAGAGAAUUUGCGAAGUUUAGCAACGUCUGCCAACCCAAGGAUGUGGCGGAGUGGUCCAAGAAAAUCGAGGCUGCCUACAUGAUCCGCGACGGUUCUAAAGAAAAAGACAAGAUUUUCAAUUUGAAGGUUGGCAAGCUUGCAGGUAGACUGGCAAUCAGUGAGACUCUCCAACCACCAGCAAGACACAGUGAAAGUGCCGGUGGUGUUAUAGCCUGGCUACUGUUAGGCAUUGACAUUGAGGAGCUCCAAAUCCGCAUACUUAGCCUUCUCCGCAUUGCGGGGAAACGGAGCCGGCGCAGCGAUACGACAACUCUCCUGCGCGAGCGCCGGCGCCUCAACGAACUCAUGAUCGACUUUGAGCGAGAUGCGCCGAAACACAUGAAUGCCUUGCUUAUCACAAACCCGAAGCACUCAGUUGUGAAUCAAAUCUAUGAGGGCGACCACGAGGACCUCGUACCUGAGGAGGGACCCCAUGACCCUUGCCCCACAAAUUCAGCCCCUGCAGUGCACAGCGAGGACGACAGUGCAUCGAGCACUCAGCCUGAGCGCCGCACGAUUGGGCUACCUUCGGCAUUUGGACGCGCCGCAUGCAUCGAGCAAGGUUUGGUGGGUUUAGUUCACCAAGAGCUCGAACUUCGCAAAGGGCAGGCGCACGACGCCAUUGGCAACAUUCGUAAUCACAUUGGACGCAAAUCCGUACUGUACAAGGAAGCAGUGCGUCCAGCCAAGCAUAGCCAACAGGCAAGCGCCGCUGCCCGGCGCCUUGUGGACUCGCAAACUGCACAGGUCAACCUCCAUCGCUUAUACUACAGCCGUGCAAGAGCUGCAAUGCUUGCAUUGGCCGAUAAUCCUGAUGCUGUGAAGGAGUAUGAGGUUAUGACGGCUGAAGACUUACAGUCUAGUACUGCGGAGUUGAACCCUGCCGCACGUGGGCUACGGCACAAAGGACUCUCGUGGUUUUGGUACCUCGAGAUCAAGAAAGCAGUGGGUAGCGAUGACGGCCCUCGGCUGAUGAAAGAAUUCGCUCGAUUGGAAUGGACUCACGCCAGGUGCAGAUUAGACCGCGCCGAGGAGGAGCUGAUUUUCCUCAGACAUGAGAUGAGCUGGAUUCCAGCGGGGUUCGAAGCUGAGGCAGCCAAAUGGCGGCAGCGUCAGACCUCCAUCACUGAGAAUGCAUAUGUGGGGCACGCCGAGUAUGCGCGGCGCCAGGUUGAGAUAUGGGAGAAGCUGUCGGCGCGCGCAUCGGCUGAAUUUGGAAAAGAGUUGGUCAAGUCACCGCCACCAGAUAUCAAUCUCGGCCUUGACGUUGAAGGCAACGUAACUUGGGAUCAACACACUGGCUUGGGUGUCACUGGUACCAAACUUCUAUAG
Coniophora puteana RWD-64-598 SS2 is the source of this 2997-nucleotide messenger RNA. RefSeq lists its product as uncharacterized. The transcript has 9 exons. The record is from RefSeq and is a predicted model, not a curated record. NCBI's taxonomy places the organism in Eukaryota, Fungi, Basidiomycota, Agaricomycetes, Boletales, Coniophoraceae. The annotation marks the transcript as partial.